Messenger RNA from Malassezia sympodialis ATCC 42132, 5448 nucleotides. RefSeq names its product Class II chitin synthase-like protein. Gene Ontology annotation, cellular component: cell septum; cell periphery. The transcript has 5 exons. The coding region runs from base 1 to 5448 and encodes 1815 amino acids. Gene Ontology annotation, biological process: chitin biosynthetic process. Gene Ontology annotation, molecular function: chitin synthase activity. NCBI's taxonomy places the organism in Eukaryota, Fungi, Basidiomycota, Malasseziomycetes, Malasseziales, Malasseziaceae. The record is from RefSeq and is a predicted model, not a curated record.
AUGCCGGCGCGGGCGAUCUUUGGUCCGCGUCGCGUUGCAACGACGCCAGCUACUUUGACGAGUCACUUGUAUGGUGACUCUGAGCUAGAGCAAGAGCAGCUCAUUAACCCAUAUGAAAGUCAAGCGGCCGCUUAUGACGUGACGCAGAAUAUUGUCGAGAACUAUGAAUAUUCGUCAGAGGAAACUUAUAAGCACUAUCAUGAUACAGGCGCCGGCGAAGAUCAACAACACGUAUACACUAGUGAUGUAUAUCAAUACCCUGAUGAGUCGUACUACGACAAUAGAUUGACUAUGUCUGGUGAUAACAAUGAGUUUUACGACUCAACCACUGGCGACGCGUAUACGAUGCAGUCCAUUCAACCAGCAGCCAAUACUUCAGAUUUUCAGCACUCUAAUGUCGGAUGGUCAGAGAGUGAAAUGCCGUAUCUGGAGCCGAUGGAUGCCGUGUCCAAAGAAGCCAUCAGCUCUACACAUUCGGAUGAUGAAGCAAACCAAACGGUUCUGGGAUUGCUUUCUUCCGCUUAUGGCCCGAGUUCUACUGCUCUAAUACAGCCUGCGUCAUCAAAUUCAGAAGAAUACUAUGAUGAUGGAGAAAAAACGUACUAUGGUCAUAUUCCUCAACGUCGGCCUCGUCGUUACAAUACCAUUAAACGUGUGCCCCUCGAUCAUGGUCACCUCGUGCUAGACUGUCCUAUCCCCCCUAAACUACAUUCUAUGCUUCCUAUUCGUGAAGGGCGCGAAUUCUCACACAUGCGAUACACGGCACUUACAUGUGAUCCUGAUCGCUUUGUAUCAGAGAACUACUCGUUGCGACAGAUCUUGUAUGAUCCCCCACGCCCUACUGAGAUUUGCAUAAUCCUCACUCUUUAUAAUGAAGAUGACAAGCUUUUUACGCGAACGAUGCACGGUGUCAUGACAAAUAUUGCUUAUCUUUGCUCGUUAAAAAAACAUGCUACAUGGGGCCCGGACAGCUGGAAAAAGGUAUCCGUGGUGAUUAUCGCUGAUGGCCGCAUGAAGAUACACAGCCGUGUACUAAGCGUUUUGGCGGCUAUGGGCAUUUACCAGGAAGGUGUGGGGAAGAACACUGUUCAGGAUGUGCCAGUUGUGGCCCACAUGUACGAAUACACAACCCAGAUCUCAGUCGAUCCUUCAUUAAAGUUCCGCAGUGCUGAGCGAGGAAUUGUACCGGUCCAGAUUCUCUUGUGCAUCAAGGAGCACAAUCAAAAGAAAAUCAAUUCCCAUCGCUGGGCUUUCAAUGCUUUCAGUGCCAUGCUACAGCCCCGCGUCUGCAUCCUCAUUGAUGUGGGUACUAUGCCGAAAGCUCGGAGUAUCUACCGUCUCUGGGAAGCAUUCGACCAAGAUGAAAAUGUAGGCGGUGCGUGCGGAGAGAUCGUGGCUUUGAAAGGGAAAAUGGGACACGCUCUUGCUAACCCUUUGGUUGCUGCGCAAAACUUUGAGUAUAAAUUGAGCAAUGUAUUGGACAAGCCCAUGGAAAGUGCGUUUGGUUAUAUCAGCGUGCUCCCUGGAGCGUUUAGUGCGUAUCGAUACGAAGCCCUGCAAAACGAUGCGAUGGGACACGGACCCCUGUCUACCUAUUUUAAAGGAGAAAAAUUAUAUGGUGGUCAUUCAGAUGCGGACAUUUUCACCAAAAACAUGUACCUUGCAGAAGACCGAGUACUAUGCUGGGAACUUGUCACCAAACGCAAUGCUUCCUGGGUUUUGCGGUACGAGUAUGCCUUUUCCAACAUACAUGACGUGUCCUGGGGUACAAAAGGAUCAAUUAACACCAAGUCAGACUUGGGUCAAGCUGUCGAUGCUUCGGGCAACGCCGUAAACGUCACACUGCCGAAUGAGACUCAGGAUAUUGAUGCAGCAUACGAAGAUGCAUGCCAUGUGCUAGCUGUCAACCCAGAGCCAACUCCUGCGACGCGCGACCUAGACCUUGAACAGAAAGAUUACUAUGCGGCUGUGCGCACCAAUGUCCUGCUGGCAUGGACCUUGACAAAUGCGGCACUGGUGGCAGGUCUCGCGUUGUUUCGCUUCAUUGGCGCCAUCUUUUACCUUUCGGGAACACCAGGUUAUGGUGUCUACCCACAGCCUCAGAUGACGGGACAAAUGCCUAUGAAUAUGCAAAGUACAGGAAUGCCUGGUGCAUCGUUUAUUGCGCGUCCCCAGGCACCGCCGCCGCCGCCUCCCAACAUGAUGUCACAGAUGACCGGGUCUAUGAUGGGACAACCAAUGGGUGCCCCGCCUAUGAUGCAACAUCAGGCAGCUGGGAUAUCACCGAUGAUGCCACAGACCACGAGUAUGUCAUCUAUGAUGCAGCAGCGUCCAACAGGCAUGACCCCGAUGAUGGGCCAGCCAACGGGAAUGCCUCCGAUGAUGGGCCAGCCAACAGGAAUGACCCCAAUGAUGAGCCAGCCAACAGGCAUAUCACCCAUGAUGAGCCAGUCAACUGGUAUUCCCAUGGCUGCACAAAUGACCGGAGCUUUCUCAGAUCCCCGAAUGCGUUUAAUGUAUACGCAGUUCUUGCCUGCUGCGCAACCUUACUCUGGGGUACCCGUACCCUCGAACAUGAACUUCCAUCAAGCCAGUUUGCAGCCUGAUCAGUUUCAGAACAAACUUCAGACUAUAUCUACGCAGCAGCCCAAUAAGGCCAAGACUGGGAUACCUUGGACAAUGAGCAAGGAUGAGCGCAAGAGUUAUGACAAUAUUUUUCGUGCCUGGGAUGCAAAGAAGACGGGAUGGAUUAAUGGGGAUGUGGCUCGUGAACUUUUUGGCCAAAGUGGGCUUUCUCGCGAGCAAUUACUUCAGAUCUGGCAUCUUGCAGAUGCUGAGAAUCGCGGUAAAUUAAACAUCGCUGAGUUCCAUAUUGCCAUGGCUCUUAUUUAUCGUGCACUCAAUGGCAAUGAAAUUCCACAAGAGCUUCCAGCGGAACUCGUUCCGUCAUCAUCUCGUGACUUGAGCGAAAGUGUCGAUUUUUUGAAGGAUCUACUCAAACAAGAUACAAAUGUUCGCAACGCUACAGCUCUCAAUUUGACUGAACCAGGAUCAAACAAGGAUGCCAAAUACACUGAAACGCGCUCGUUUUACAAAAAUCCUGUGGAACGAGAUGCGGGUCGUACAAGUGAUGCUGUUGCAUACAAGCAUAGGGAGUCUGAUUCAGCUGGUUACCGAAGCCGGAGUCGCUACCUCGAUCGCCGAGAAGUCCAGUUCAAUGGUCAGAGUGCCGCUGAGGAUCUUGGUGAGAUGAAAAGGCAGCUGGAAAAGACACAGCGCAUGUUGGAACGUACAGAUUUGAACGAAGAAGAAGAUCAUGAUCUGCAAAAUGAAAUGGAAGAUGUUCGAUACGCUAUUCGCCGCCUCCAGGAUGAUAUUGAGUAUUAUAACCGUCGCGAGGGACCCCACGCUGGAGAGCAACGUCGGAAGGCAGAACGCACGCUCAUGCAACUUCUCCAUGAGCGUUUGCCUCAAUUGGAACGACGUCUGGACAAACGUCAUACGAUGGAUAGCAAGAAAGAGCUUGAAGCAAGCCGACUCCGUGAUGCUCGAAACAAUGACAAAUAUUCGCAUCUGGAAAUGUCUUCAUCACCUGUGCCUCCUUCCUCAACUGCUGAGCAGCCAAGAUCGGAGCCAUCUGACACCGUGAAACCUGUGUCGCCGGUACCGCCUUCUACACCAAUGCCUGCGCCAUCAGCACCCAAACUCUCAGGCACGGAGCGCGAGGCUUGGAUUCGUUCAGAGGCACAGCGACGUGUUCAGGAACGUAUGCGCAUGCUAGGAGUGGCGGGUACAGUGGACAAAUCCCCCUCUGUUGACGCCUCAGUGGAGCAGAGGCUUGCUUCUGAAAAGAGCGAGGCAGAAGCUCGAACGGCACAGGCUGAGCAAGAGGCGAAGGCUCGUGAGGAGGCACGCAAAGCCCGUCUGCGUGAACAUAAACAGCCACCACCACCGCCUACUCGAGCAAGGCUGCCUGAUCCAGCAAAAGACCAUAAAAAGGAGCAGCCUCUGUCGUCCCAUGACUCUGCGCCCGUUCCUCAAGAAACCACUAUGCCAUCUGAAAAGGGACAGUCUGUAUCUUAUCUUCCCAAGCAUGAUUCAAUUCAGGUGCCAGAACGUAAGGCAACACUAGAAUCUGUACCUGACCCUCCGCCGUUAACUCCAUCCAAUCCCCUGUCUGAACCUGAACCUGAGCCAAACUCAAUGCCAACACCCUCUGCUCGCGCAAAGCCUUCAACUAACCCAUUUUUCCGCCAAGCACCUGAGGUUUUACCAUCAGAUCUCAAGACAGAUCCGCCCCCAUUGACUGCCGCUUUUCAUCCUCCCCGUGAACCAGAACCUAAAUCUAUGGCCGAAGAAGAGCCUAUGUCCAGUCAUGCCCCUGUUCAAACCCCUCAACCGCCACAACCCCACAGACCUACGCCACCAGCGACUGCCCCUACUCGUUCUGUACACUUGCCACCGUCACAUGACGAUGAUUGGGAUGAAGAAGAGGAUGAGGAUGAAGAUGAAAACCCUUUAAGCUCCCGUACUACGCGCCAACAUUUGGCACAACAACUUUUCAGUGGUGUGGUGCCAACGACGCAACCGGCAACGUCUGUGCCUCCGCCGCCACCCAUACCUCCUGCUCCAUCCUCUGCUCCAAUUGAGCCAGAGGUGAAGAAAGGCGCUCAGGCACCUUCGGCUGAGGCGGUGACAUCAUCGAACGGAUUACCCGCGCCUCUAGGUGGAAAUGGUGGUGAUCGCAAUGCGCUUCUAUCGCAAAUCCGGGGAGGCACAACCCUCAAGAAGACAACUACCAGGGAUAGGUCAGGUGCAUUAACAGCAGGCUCAGUUUUGGGCUCAUCAUCACCACCUGCAGGAAUUUCAACAUCCUCUGUGCCAGUUGUGGACAGUAGCGACGACGAACCUGAAAGUGCCGAGCCUAUGAGUGUCUAUGGUAAAUCUGUCGAACCUGAAGUGGAUACUGCGCAGAGUACAGCAGUUGAUCCUGAAAGUACAAUUUCUCUUCAAAACGUCACUGCCACAGAACCUGGUGCAGAAAUGAUGGAAGAGUCGCACAUGGACUUCGAUACAAACCGGCAACUCCGCUGCCGCACACUGUAUGCAUUUGCUGGCGGAGAGGGAAUGGCUUCAUUCGAAGAAAAUUCUGUCUUGUUGAUCCAUCCAAAGCUUAACGGCGUACCAAUCGAGGGAGAUUGGACAUAUGGCUCAUUGGCAUCACUGCCGGAGGUGAAAGGAUUAAUCCCAACUGCGUAUGUUGCGCUUUUAGACUCGGUCGUGGCAGCGGAGGCGUUGUACGACUAUGAGGCAUCUUCACCGGAGGAGGCUACAAUUCACGAGGGUGAAUUGCUUCAAGUUGUCGACCAAAGUGACGAAAAUUGGUGGCUCAUCCUACGGAACGAAAAGUGCCUUCUGGUACCUUCAAAUUAUGUAGCUGUGGCAUAA